UUCUCAAAUAAGAGAAGAAAUAGAAGUCGUUGAGAAUAUAAGACUAAGCGAAAAUAGAAUUCCCCAUGGAAUUUAUCAAAAACCUCAUACUCCAAGAGUAGAAUCACCUACUCAGUCAGAUAUGGAUUUCCAAUUAUAAUGAUUGAUUACUCCCCUGGCAGUAAGAUGAGACAACUCAUCAAUGAUGAGUUUCAACAUGAGAGAUACUCUCAAUUUAGAAAUUGGUUUUUUAAAAAAUUUUCAAAACCUGAAUUAGCCCAAUUUAAAGAUGAGUAUUACACUCAAAUGAACCUUGAGCAGGAUUUCGUUCCUUUUGUUAAAUGGUUUGUUAAUUACUUCAUAAAUAAAAAGCAAGAAGAAAUUCUUGUGUUACAAAGACCUUGGGAAAAUAUUAGAGGAGAAAUAAUGGAAUCUCCUUUUCCCCCAGAACAAACAAUAAGUUUGAAUCAAAAUACUGAAGCUACCCCUUACCUUAGCCUUCAGUUACAAAGAGUUGAACAAAGUCAAGUUACUCUUAAGGAAUUAAAUUCAGUUAUCAGGUCUCAAAAUUAUACCAAUGCUUAUCUUGUUUGCUUAGGAGAACAAUUUAUCUCCAUGGAAAAAGAUCUCUUAUCAAUAAAAGACCUUUUAGAAAAGCAAAUAGAGCGUCAAGAUAUCAUUAUAAACCACCUAAAUAAAUCAAAAGACCAAAUAUCCACAUCCACUAUUUCGGAUGCUCCUAUAGUGCAACCUCCUGUUUCCAUAGAAGGAUUUAAAAUGGAAACCAAUGGAGAAGAAUUUGUUCGUAUUUUAGAACAAAAAUUAAAGGGACUUAAUAUCACUGUCAUGUCCCAUGAAGAUUAUUCUGAAGAUAAUAAUGAUAACCAUAUUGACCAGCUUUCUGAUAUGUUUGCUAAUUUAGAUAUUAGUAACAUUGAAAUUAAUAAUAAUAACAGUAUAAACCCUGUUUAUUCCCCAAGGCCUAUAGAAAAGUAUUAUUACAAGCGUCCCUCACCGCAAGAUUUGCUUUUUGAGGAAUCAGAACCUUUCCAGAAUUCUUAUUCAGGAAAAGCCAUUUAUGAAUGGAAUGUUGAUGGUCUUAAUGACAAACAAAUUAUAGACACCAUCCAUAGGAUGAUCAUGUACUCUACUGUUUGUAAGCAACACGGAAAUUCUGAUAGUUCAAUUGCGUCCUUUAUAACAACAGGAUUUGUUGGCCAACUUAGAGGCUGGUGGGACCAUUAUCUUACUGAAUCUCAAAAAUUAGAGAUUCUUAAUCACAAAAAAAUCGUAAAAAACGAACCAAGAACUAGUACAAGCACUGUUGUGGCUAUGACCACCACAGGAGAAGAAGAUGCAGUGUAUACACUAUGUCUUUCCAUCUUACAACAUUUUGUAGGAACCAAUGUCCCCAUUGGAGAAAAGAUCCAGACACUUCUCCAAAACCUUAGGUGUCCUUCUCUUACCCACUUUAGAUGGUAUAAGGAUACUUUUCUUUCAAGAGUUUAUCAAUUAAACAAUCCCAAUUCUUUGCACUGGAAAGCAAAAUUUAUUGAUGGAUUACCCCAUUUCUUUUCUGAAAAAAUUAGACAAUCUUUAAGACAAAAAAAUGAUGGAAUAAAUAUAAAUUAUUCUGACCUUACUUAUGGUCAAAUAAUUAGUACUUGUGUUAAUGAAGGAUUAAAUUUAUGUAAUGACAUAAAGCUUAGAAAUCAACUUAAAAAGCAAAAGCUUUCUGAGAAACACCAACUUGGUGAAUUUUGCGAACAAUUUGCUUUUGAUCUUGGAAAAUCUCCAGAUAAUAAAAAGAAAAAAGGUAAAAUUUUCCGCAAUAAACCUUAUAGGGAUAAGCCAAAAAAUUCUUAUAAAAAUUCUUAUAAGAAUAAGAAAAGGAGUCACUACAAUAAAAGUAGACCUAAAGAAAAAUCUUUUGACCCUAAAGGUAAAAGAAAAGCCAAAAGGCUUGACAUAACAUGUCAUAAAUGUGGCAAAUCUGGCCAUUAUGCCAACCAAUGUUGGACUAAAAAAGCUCUUAAUGAAAUAGAAGAUGAACAAUUACGUUCUCAAUUAGAGAAAGUAUUACUUCUCAAUUCUGAUUCUGAAGAUUACUCUUCAGAAGAAGAUAUUAAUAUAAUUUAUGAAUCCUCUUCUGACUGCUCUUCUGAAUCUUCUAACAAUAAUAAUUGUCAAUGUAAUCAAUUAGAUUACUGGAAAUCAAUAGUUGAUAUGAAUGGGUUAAACGUUUUAACCUCAGAACAGGAUGAAGCUAUAAAGGCUAUAGAGUCCAUUUCUGAUACAAAUCUUAAAAGAAAAAUGCUUGAGGUUCUAAUCCAAGAAAACUCUAGAAAAGAAUCCCCUGUUACUACAGAAGCACCUUACCAAUUAAGUGAGGUUUUAUCUAGAUUUAGACAAUCUAACAUCCGUGAAACUCCUGUUUCUAUUAUGGAUUUAAAUAGAGAAAUAAAUCUCUUAAAAAAUGAGAUAGCUCAAAUUAAAAAAGAAAACCAUGGUUUAUCUCAAAGACUUACUUUCUUAGAGUCCAAUAAUUCAAAAAUUGAAGAAAUAGCUUCCACUAAUAAUCCUUCACCUAGUGAUAGAUUCCUUUCUCUCAUUGAUAGAGUAACUUCUCAAAAAUGGUUUGUUAGAAUAACAUUAGUUAUUAAUAGAAAUUUCAUAUUAGAAAAUGAAGUUGCCCUUAUUGACAGUGGCGCUGAUUUAAACUGCCUUCAAGAAGGAAUUAUUCCCACUAAAUAUUUUGAUAAAACUACCCAAUCUCUUACCCAAGCUGGAGGAGAUAAACUCACAGUUAAUUAUAAACUGUCUAAUGCUUAUAUUUGUAACAAAGAUAUUUGUUUACCCACUCACUUUAUUCUUGUAAAAAAUUUAACUCAUAGAAUUAUAUUAGGAACUCCCUUUCUGCAUAAAAUUAUGCCUUUGAUUAAUGUUGAUCAAAAGGGAAUUACUUCCAUUAUUAAUAAUAAAAGAAUUACUUUUGAAUUUAUUACUGAUCCUCAUACUAGGAUGAUUAAUGAAGUUAAAGAUAUUCUUCUUAAAAAAGAAAAACAAAUUUGUUUUCUUAAAGAAGAAGUGGAUCUAUUAAACAUCACUUCUCAACUUAAAAAACCUGAAAUUCAAAAUCAAAUUAAAUUAAUUGAUCAACAGUUUAGAGAAGAAAUAUGCAAUGAUUUACCUAAUGCCUUUUGGGAUAGAAAGAAACAUGUUAUUUCUUUACCUUAUCUUGAUGACUUUAACGAAAGUCAGAUUCCCACUAAGGCUAGGCCUGCUCAAAUGAAUCAUGAGUAUUUGGAUUUAUGCAAAAAGGAGAUAGAAUCUCUUUUAGAGAGAAAAUUAAUAAGAAAGUCCAAGUCUCCUUGGAGCUGCACAGCUUUUUAUGUCAAUAAUGCUGCAGAAAAGGAACGUGGGGUUCCUAGACUCGUUAUUAAUUACAAACCACUUAAUAAAGUGUUAAAAUGGAUUAGAUAUCCUAUUCCUAAUAAAAAAGAUCUUUUAGAUAGAUUAAACAAUGCUUUAAUCUUCUCUAAAUUUGAUAUGAAAUCUGGUUAUUGGCAAAUUCAGAUUAAUGAAUCUGAUAAGUAUAAAACAGCUUUUACCGUACCUUUUGGACAUUAUGAAUGGAAUGUCCUUCCUUUUGGUCUUAAAAAUGCCCCUUCUGAAUUUCAAAAUAUUAUGAAUGAUAUUUUUAAUCCUUACACAGAAUUUAUAAUUGUUUAUAUUGAUGAUGUUUUAGUUUUUUCAAAAACUAUAGACCAACAUAUUAAACAUUUGAAAAUAUUCAAAGGAUUAAUUAAGCAUAAUGGAUUAGUAAUAUCUGGUCCUAAGAUGAAACUCUUUCAAACAAGGGUUAGAUUUUUAGGACAUGAAAUUGACCAAGGAACUAUAGUUCCUAUACAAAGAAGUAUUGAAUUUGCUUCAAAAUUCCCUAAUAUUAUUACAGAUAAGAAACAAUUACAAAGGUUUCUUGGUAGCCUAAAUUACAUAGCAGAUUAUUAUGAAAAUCUAGCUAAAGAUACGGCAAUAUUACAUGCUAGGCUUAAAAAGAAUCCUGGCCCUUGGACUGAAAAACAUUCUCAGGCAGUCCAAAGAAUUAAAAAUAAGGUGAAAUGUUUGCCUUGUUUAUCUCUUGCUAAUCCAAAGUAUUUCAAAAUUGUUGAAACUGAUGCUUCAGACUUAGGCUAUGGAGGAAUUCUUAAACAGGUUAUACCUGAAACAUCCAAAGAAGUUUUGGUUAGAUUUACUUCUGGAAAAUGGAAUCCAACACAAGCAAAAUAUUCAACUAUCAAGAAAGAAAUGCUUUCUAUUAUAAAAUGCAUUUCAAAAUUUCAAGAUGAUCUUCUUAACAAAAAAUUUUUAUUAAAAAUUGAUUGUAGCUCAGCUAAAUCAAUUAUUGAAAAGGAUGUUAAAAAUCUUGUUGCUAAGCAAAUUUUUGCUAGUUGGCAAUCGCAAUUAUCUAUGUUUGAAUUUGAUAUUCAACACAUUAAAGGUGAAAAUAAUUCACUUGCUGAUUAUUUAACCCGUGAAUUUUUGCAGGGAAAAAAUGAUGACCCCAUAUAGGGGUAGAGGCCGCGGUUAUGGCCGUGGUGGGAGAGGGAGUAACAAAAUGUUACCCCAGCCAGAAUCAAACAUUCCUCUAAUAGGGGAUUGGACUACCGUCUACAAAGGUAGAAAAAUGCAGCAAUUACCUGCAUCUUCAGCAAAAAAGGAAGAUAUUGCUUCCUCUUCCUCUAAUAAAACUACAUCCUACAAGGAAGUUGCGGUUAAUAACCCACCUCAAGAACAAAUGGAUUAUUUCGAAAAUCCAGUAACUGAGAAAAUCAUGUAUAUUGAUGAUGAAGAUAUAAAGAUAAAUCCAAAUGAUGGUUGGUCCAUCAAAACUAGAUACCUCGAAUCAAGAGGAUAUCCAGGUCUUCAUGGAAAAUCUAGGCCCAACCUAGAAAUUCUCCUGACUGUUACCGAAUCGGUAACAAUUACUCACCAUUACCAAAACAAUAAUCCUGAAAGUUUUAUAAACUUCAGUAAAUGUCACAUUAACAAAAUUUUGUUACCAAGAGAAUGGGGGCUCAACCCAAAUGCUGAAAAAGCAAUAAGAAUUGCGGAAGGAAAGUAUAUUUACUUUAAUUAUUGGGACUAUGUCCAGGCUUUCACUCAAGCCUUUUAUUACCAAAAUCCCAAGAACAAGCAUUCUUGGUUUUUCUCUAUUAAUGAAGAGAUGGUUAAUAAACCCAUACCAAAUUGGUUUUAUGAAUGGUGGGCUAAACUUGGUCCAUCUUUGGAAAUUCUUCCUACAGAAAUUCUUAACUUAUAUAAUCCAUGGUGUGAUAAUAGUCCCCUUAUUGUAAAUAUUUUAUCUGAUAAUUUAAUCACUGGACAAUGUCCAUUAUUGUUCU
Messenger RNA from Lathyrus oleraceus (garden pea), 5384 nucleotides. RefSeq lists its product as uncharacterized. Gene Ontology annotation, molecular function: nucleic acid binding; zinc ion binding. The transcript is spliced from 2 exons. The record is from RefSeq and is a predicted model, not a curated record. The coding region runs from base 139 to 4551 and encodes 1470 amino acids. NCBI's taxonomy places the organism in Eukaryota, Viridiplantae, Streptophyta, Magnoliopsida, Fabales, Fabaceae.